Messenger RNA from Anthostomella pinea, 1812 nucleotides. The record is from the annotation of a GenBank genome assembly. Lineage: Eukaryota; Fungi; Ascomycota; Sordariomycetes; Xylariales; Xylariaceae.
AUGGCCGUGACAUCCGAGAUCAUAUCGCAAGCCAAGUGGUCGUGGUUUUGGAGCUCCAGGUCGAAGCCUGCCCGCCGCGGAAGACCUUUGAGCGGAUUGCAGACCUUCGACAAGGCAAGCCGUGGUCCCCUGGGCUCGCUCCUACUAAUCGGAACCGGCCUUCGCAAUCCAGUCCUUCUCAUGUCACUUAUCGCCGUUCUGCUGUCAAUAGCCAUGGGUCCGUUCUCGCAACAAGCCGUAAGAACCAUCGACUGCACAUACGUCGACCCCACACAGACAGCAUUCAUCCCAAACGUCCAGACGGUGGGGUACUCCAAUCUCGAAGUCAGCUAUCCAGUCAAAGGCGCCAUCAUAUCGUCUCUCACGGACCCAAACAGCAGCGACUCCAGAAUCCAGCCAACUUGCACGAGCGGCAACUGCACAUUCAGAAGCUUCCAAGACCAAGAGGGGGUCCAAAGAUUACCCACAGAAGAAGAGGGGGUCCUGCACUAUGCCGAUGAGCCUCCCGGUGGCAAUAUCAGCACGGAUUACUGGACCCUACCACACGGCCAGACUGUUUCCUACGAAGAACGCGGAUGGUGGGCGACACAAUACAACAUCACCUUCAUCGACAUUAGGGCAGGAUACUGGAGCACGGACGAUACUGUCAUGUACAAUACCGACAUGUCUUCGGCGAUGAAUUUGUCAUGGGCCACCGAGAGCCUCGGCCCCGAAUUCCUCAAUUUGUCAGCGUUUUCGCUUCUGAACAUCACGAUUCUGAUGGCCCCGGGUGCUGGCAACCAGACCGUCCCCCGGGUUGCCUUUGCAUGUACGCUGUACCCGUGCGUCCAGUCGUACUUCGCUUCAGUUAGCAAUGGUGAGCUCGAGGAAUCCGUCGUGUCCACGCAAACACUGCUGCCCUGGGGCAAAGAUGUCCCAGACUUGGGUUUUGGUGAUGUCUACCAAGAAGAAAGUCAUGAAAUAGCCAUAUUUCCCGCGGACAUGAUAUCGAUCCAAACACCCUGCCUCGUGGAACGUUCGCUGUACACCCAGGAGAAUAUUUCCUCAGCUCCAGAGGCCACGACGCUCCCGCGGCGUCGCUUUAAUCGCACGACCCCUAUACGAUUCCCCUUUUACAACGGGCAAGAGGACGAAUACAAAGAUCUUGGAGACAUGGUCAACGUCAAAGCGCCCACGCCGUGUCUCUACGGCAUGGAUCAUUAUAGAUGGUUUGAGGACAUGCAGGAGUUCGCCGAAUCGACGUUCUCUGGUGCUUGCACACUCCAGUAUGGAGGCGAGUUGCGUUAUCCCGACAGCAGUUGUGAUCCUUUCUGGAUCAAGCCAGUCUAUCAGAGUGGUUCGACACUGUCUGCCGUCGAUGCAUAUAUGAGCACGUUCACACAGUCCAUCACCCGUAAAUUCCACCUGGGUAUAGACCGCGGCGAAUCUACGACGCCUGAUUACCGUGGUGAGUCUGCAACGCCGGAUGAUUAUGGAUCUAGCAUGUCGGGCGUCAAUGGAUCGGCUUGGCAGACAACGACGUGUUUCGCCGUAGACUGGCGAUGGCUUCUCCUCCCCUCCGCAUUGACAUUGUUCACUGCCUUGGCGCUCACUUGGACUCUAGUGAAGCCUCUCUUGGGGGUUCGUGACGAGAGCAUGCUUUGGAAGAGCUCGAUAUUGCCUCUCUUGUAUUACAAAGAGCGUGUUGUACCCACGGCCGAUGACCGGGGCGUGUAUCGGUUUGCGCCUGCCGGCACAGGUGAUCUGUUGGAUCUGGGGGAACUGAACAAGGAUGCCAAGCGCGCUCGGGUGACGUUUCAGGGAACUUGCUAG